Messenger RNA from Ixodes scapularis (black-legged tick), 588 nucleotides. RefSeq lists its product as uncharacterized. The transcript has 2 exons. NCBI's taxonomy places the organism in Eukaryota, Metazoa, Arthropoda, Arachnida, Ixodida, Ixodidae. The record is from RefSeq and is a predicted model, not a curated record. Bases 1 to 588 code for a protein of 195 amino acids.
AUGCCACCAAAGAAGAAAUGUUAUGAGCAAAAAUACAACGUCAAGUGGACCAAAGAAAAAAAGGACAAGGCAAUGGCUCUCUUCCAGCUAGACGGGCCCCACCUUUGCCUAUUGCAAACUGACGGAGCGAGCGUUAUGAUGAGCAAGAACAACUCAGUCAUGACUCUCCUCAAGAAGGAGAUUCCUGACAUCUUUGUUCUGACACGUGUGUGCCACUCCUUCCACCUAUGCACGUCGUAUGCCUGCGCGAAAUUUACAUGCAUGAUUGAAGACAUUGUGAGGGACGUAUAUAACUACAUCUCCUUCAGCCCCAAAUGGGUGGAUGUUUUCCAGAAGUUCCAGCGCCUCCUCGAGCUCAAACCCCACAAACCGUUGCACCCCACCCAGACAAGGUGGCUCUCAGUGCACGCAGCAGUCGCUCGUGUUCUUGAGCAGUACGACGCGUUGACAGCAUAUUUCGCAGCAGCGGCUUCAACCGAGCGACUCCUAGUGCCUGCUACGGUUCACGAAAGACUUGUGGACCCCGUCAACAAGCUCAUCUUGGAAUUUGUGGAUUUCAUCCUCCCGAGCUUUACUAACUUAAACUGA